Messenger RNA from Nicotiana attenuata, 1217 nucleotides. RefSeq names its product hemK methyltransferase family member 2. Gene Ontology annotation, biological process: methylation. Gene Ontology annotation, molecular function: nucleic acid binding; protein methyltransferase activity; S-adenosylmethionine-dependent methyltransferase activity. The transcript has 3 exons. Lineage: Eukaryota; Viridiplantae; Streptophyta; Magnoliopsida; Solanales; Solanaceae. Bases 189 to 890 code for a protein of 233 amino acids. The record is from RefSeq and is a predicted model, not a curated record. Gene Ontology annotation, cellular component: eRF1 methyltransferase complex.
AUUUUUUAUAAACAGUCCUUUUUUCCUCCCUUUCCCCUUCUCCAAUCGCCGUUCUCUUUCGGAAACUAUUUUUGCAAAUAGAUUUCAGCUAGUUUUUUACUGCUAAAACCCAAAUACUGAAAAGAUCCAAUUUUUUGAAGUCUCAUAUCUUGACAGUAGGCAAAUACUAAUUGCAGGAGUUAUCUAAGAUGCUUUCAAGAAUUGCCAAAAUCCAGCUUGUGAGUUCGCAUCCUGAGGUUUACGAACCAUGUGAUGAUUCAUUUGCACUGGUUGAUGCAUUAUUAGCUGAUCGAACUAACUUGUUACAGCACCGUCCCUCAAUUUGUAUGGAAAUUGGUUGUGGUAGUGGGUAUGUUAUUACUUCACUUGCAGUUAUGCUCGGACUUGAAGGAUUCGUUCCAUACUAUCUUGCAACAGACAUAAAUCCCCAUGCAAUAAAGGUGACUCGUGAGACGAUGGGGGCUCAUGGUGUUUAUGCAGAGCUGGUAAACACAGAUAUUGCAUCUGGACUUGAGAAGCGAUUGGGAGGAUCGGUUGAUGUGAUGGUUGUGAACCCUCCGUAUGUUCCUACGCCUGAAGAUGAAGUUGGUUCUGAAGGUAUCGCUUCUGCAUGGGCCGGAGGGGAGAAUGGUCGAAGUGUUAUUGAUAAAAUACUGCCUGUUGCCGACAAUCUUUUGUCGGAGAGGGGCUGGUUAUAUAUGGUCACACUUACUGCUAAUAACCCCUCAGAAAUAUGUCUUGAGAUGAGAAAGAAGGGUUAUGCAUCGCGAAUCAUCCUGCAGAGAUCAACUGAAGAAGAGAGCCUCCAUAUUAUCAAAUUUUGGCGAGAUUCUGAUAGCCAGUUGGAGCUGAAGAAUUUAAGUUAUUGGACAAAACUGGUCAGGAAUUAGUGAAGGGGUUUCAUUUGGUGAUUUCAACGACUGUACGUCAGGUAACAUAUUACUGACAUAGAGGGGAAGUUCAUCAGCUGGAUGUGGUGAUUUUUUCUGGAUUGGGGUUUGUCAUCUUUAUUCAAAGGAUCCUCAUACAAGCUGACGCACAGUCUUAACUUUAUGAAGUAUCUGAUUUGAUGCUUAAAACUAUAGCUCCUCAUUCUGUACACAAUUUUGAAUAAAUUGCUUCUAUGAUCUGCACUGUUCGCAACAAUCUAGUGUAUUAAUAUCUCACAAUCAUAUAUGAAUCAGUUAAUGAAUAUGUUUGGAUGGAUAUCAUCUGGA